UAUAUUAUUAAUUUUUAAAAUGUCAAUGUUAAGAGGAAUGUCUGGAAUAAUAAGAAGUUAUGCGAUUUUUAACACAAAAAAGUCCAAAAAUGUUAUUAUUAACAUCACAAGAACCAAUAAAACAUUUACGCAUUCUAUACGAGUACAAAAUUCUAAGAGUAAGGAACCAGGCGAAUUGAUAAAAUGGAUGUUAUUGAUGAUACCAGGGACAUCCUUCGGUUUAGGCUGUUGGCAAGUUUAUCGUCUGCAAUGGAAAUUGGAGUUAAUAGAUAUGCUUCAGGCAAAGUCAAACUCCGAGCCAGUACCAAUGCCGCAUGAUUUUAAAGAACUUGAAAGGAUGGAAUAUAGACCUGUUAAAGUGAAAGGAGAGUUUCUUCAUGAUAACGAAAUUCUUAUUGGUCCUCGAGCUUUGAUUGAAAAUAAUGUAAUGUUACAAAGGACUGGAUCUCUAAUAUCAGAUCCCAAAAAAAAUCAAGGCUGGCUAGUUGUUACACCAUUUAAAUUAUCAGAUACUGGAGAAAUUAUUUUAAUAAAUCGUGGCUGGAUUCCUCAAAGUUUGCGUCCUAAAGAAAAAAGACAGGCUUCAAUGGUAAAGGGUGAGGUUGAAUUGACCGGUAUUGUUCGACUUACAGAAGUACGAAGUCCUUUUAUGCCCAAAAACAAUCCAGAGAAAAAUUCAUGGCUUUACAGAGACUUGGUCCAAAUGAGUGCCCACUUUGAUUGUGCUCCAGUUUGGCUAGACGCUAAGGGCAUACCAGAUCCACCAGAAGGUUGGCCACUUCCUAAUCAAACAAGAGUCACCAUGAGAAAUGAGCACUUUUCAUACCUCGUUACAUGGUAUAUGUUAUCAGCUUUCACAGCUGUUAUGUGGCAUCGUUAUUUUAUAAGGAAACUACCGUUGCUGUAAAUUGUGUUUCUGUACUUGUGUAAGAAUAAUCAAUAUUAAUAGAAAAAUACAUUAAAUGAGUAUAUAUACAUAAUAUUA
This is a messenger RNA of Melitaea cinxia (Glanville fritillary), 985 nucleotides long. It is a transcript of the gene Surf1, whose product is annotated as surfeit locus protein 1. NCBI's taxonomy places the organism in Eukaryota, Metazoa, Arthropoda, Insecta, Lepidoptera, Nymphalidae. The transcript is spliced from 5 exons. Gene Ontology annotation, biological process: mitochondrial respiratory chain complex IV assembly. Gene Ontology annotation, cellular component: mitochondrion; membrane. The coding region runs from base 20 to 907 and encodes 295 amino acids. The record is from RefSeq and is a predicted model, not a curated record.